AUGGCACAAAGUUCACAAGGAGGAAGUCACAGGCGCAGUCGAGAUCAUGAAGCAAGCUCAAUGCGGUAUACCAAUACAGAUUGGGAGGCAAAAGAAGCCCUUUACCAACGAGAACUCGAUGAAGCUCGAGCUAGGGCCACACAGAUGGAGAAAACGAUGCGAUGGUGGUCAGACUGUACUGCCAACUGGAGAGAAAAGUGGAGUAAGGUACGUAAUGAACGUAAUAAAGCUAGGGAGGAAGCCAAGCAGUUUAAAAACAAGGUAGAUGUACUGUCAAAGGAGUUAGCCACAUUAAGAACGGAGAAAUGCGACCUUGAACAGCAGAUUAUGGAAUUAAAAAAGGAUAAUGAGAAAUUAUUAAGCAUUGGUGAGAGCAGGAUAGUGUCAGGGAAUAUAACUGCUGAGGAUGGGGUAGAGUUGAGAAGAAAAAAUAUUGGAUACAACGCUUCUAAUGAACCUUCAAUCCGACAGAGGGCCUCGUUAGAUUCACAUAAGUUAUCUAAUGUAGAUAAUGCAAGGGCUAACGAAAUAACAGAAUUGAGACUACAGUUAGAUGAAUCAUGCAAAAUUGUGCAAAGAGAAAAAGAUAGGGAAGCAUUCUUAUUAUCCCAAAUUGAAUCAUUAAAAACAUACAUUCAUAAUACAAAAUUGGAUACACACAACGAUAGAACAUUAGGGUCAGAUUCUAGUCAUAGUGAAGUAGAAAGAUUACAAAAUGAACUCCAAGAUGAAAUUGCAGCAAAACAAGUGUUAGAAGAGAAGAUAGCAGAAAACAAAAUGGAGAUUGAAAGACUUAAAUCCGAAAAUAAUAUACAGUGGAGCAAAAGAGAGCUGUUGGAGACCGAAAAUAUAGCGAUUUUGCGGGAAAACAAGAAAUUGUAUGGUCAAGUGUGCGAGUUAAGGGAGCAGAUACAUAAGUUGAAUAGAAUAUCUGAUGGGAGUGCUUAUGGGGUGUCUUUUAAUGAUCAUAACAAUAGGUUGGAAUCAAACGUGCUAUAUGUUAGGAAGACGAGUGUCAGCCCUAGGUCUCAUGAAUCUAGCAAUGGGUCCUCGGAAGCAAAUUUGGCACACUGUGACGUCAAAACUAAUACUUCAGGCGAAGACGACGAAUUAGCGAUAGUGGAAAGAAACGAAAAUAGU
Messenger RNA from Brenthis ino (lesser marbled fritillary), 1140 nucleotides. The record is from the annotation of a GenBank genome assembly. NCBI's taxonomy places the organism in Eukaryota, Metazoa, Arthropoda, Insecta, Lepidoptera, Nymphalidae.